This is a messenger RNA of Teleopsis dalmanni, 2280 nucleotides long. It is a transcript of the gene PAN3, whose product is annotated as PAN2-PAN3 deadenylation complex subunit PAN3. The record is from RefSeq and is a predicted model, not a curated record. Gene Ontology annotation, molecular function: poly(A) binding. NCBI's taxonomy places the organism in Eukaryota, Metazoa, Arthropoda, Insecta, Diptera, Diopsidae. Gene Ontology annotation, biological process: mRNA processing; nuclear-transcribed mRNA poly(A) tail shortening. Gene Ontology annotation, cellular component: P-body; PAN complex.
ACACGGCUGCCAUGGAUCCAAUAUUUUAUCCCCCAACAAAUGGUAUUCCUUCAGAAAGUAAACUGGCAACAUACAUGGUAACUCCUCAGUCUCCCGAAUUCAUUCCAACACGUAUGAACUCUUCACCCAAUUUUUACUCAGCAUAUCAUAAUUCGAUGCUGGCGAAUGGUUUAAAUAGCACAAACAUUAAUGGCCUGUCACCAGCAUCAACAAAAUUAGUGAAUGGUUCAACAUCUUUGUUAGGAAUGCAGAAAGCAACAGCUGCUGUCCUAGCGCAACAAAAACAAAUCCAACAGCAGCCCCAACAGCCGCAACAUUCAAUACUUAAUGGUACAAUCUCGACAACGGCGAAUCAACAAAUUGUAGCACCACCAACUGCCACACAACCGUAUGUGAACAUGACAACACCUCUAAAAGGACGCAAUAACUUACUUCAACGUAACGAAUCCCCAACGAAUAUUGGUGAGAAAUCGCCGCCACGUAUAACACCGCAUGUAUCACCAAUACCCUCGACACUAUCGGCGAAUGUACAUCAGGAAAACGUUGGCGGCACAAUAUAUUUUUAUCCAACUGCCAAUCACACAGCCGCACAGAAUUCAAAUUCUGUUGUGAAUAAUGUGGAUCCUGCUGCAAAUCAUCAUGCAACACCUUCUGUAGUAGCGCCGAUAACGCCUGUACAGUCAUCACUGCUCUAUGCGGGUCACAUAUACCCCGGUCCAGCCUCCAAUGUAAUAUCAUUACAGCCAAAAAGCCAAUUGGAGUCAGCAUUUUUUAUGCCGGAAGAAAUGCGUUCAGAAGUUCUUGCCCGCAAUGAGAUCUCGAAUUUACUGCUCGAUCCCAAUGAGACAGCACAAAAUUCAAUUCCUAUUGAAAUGGAAAAUUUUCAUUCGUUGUAUCCGCUAGAAUCGGUACAACCGUUGCAUGGUAAAUUGACUAUGUUAUCAACCACAUACAAGGCAACAAACAGCAACACUGGCGUUAAAUAUUGCUUAAGAAGAUUACACGGUUUUCGUUUGCAGUCUAAAAAUUGUUUGCAACUUGUUGAUAUGUGGAAAAAAUUGCAGCACUCAAAUGUUGUGCAAUUACGUGAAGUUUUCACAACUAAGGCAUUUGGUGAUAAUUCAUUAGUAUUAGCUUACGACUAUCAUCCAGGCUCUCAGACAUUGUUAACGAAAUAUUUUACGCCACUACAAGAAAACGGUUAUUCAGAUCCAUUCCAAGGUGAUGCGCGACCUUUCAGCCACAAAGGUGCACAGAAGUCCAACAAUGGGCCACUGUUGCCGGAAGCAACAAUCUGGGCAAUUGUUAUGCAAUUGACUGCAGGAUUACGUGCAAUUCAUCAAGCAGGAUUAGCAUGCAAAUCCUUAGAUCCAACGAAAAUAAUUGUGACUGGUAAACGAGUUCGCUUCGCUUUUUGUGGUACAAAUGAUAUAGCACAGUUUGAUCCAAACGCUACUAAUCCAUUGGCUGUUGUGAAUAUGCAUCAACAGGAGGAUUUAACAGAAUUGGGUCGUUUAGUAUUAGCUUUGGCUUGUAGAUGUUUACAAUCAGUUCAACGUAACAAUGUACAAACAAGUUUGGAAACAGUCGCACGUCAUUAUUCAAAUGAUCUGAGAAAUUUAAUUGUAUAUCUCUUCUCAACACAAAGACGUUCUGUAACUGAUUUAAUGCCUAUGAUUGGUGCACGCUUUUAUACACAGUUGGAUGCAUUACAAAACCAAUGCGACAUGCAAGAAGACGAACUUUCAAAAGAAAUGGAAAAUGGACGUCUGUAUAGGAUUCUGGUUAAACUAAAUAGUAUCAACGAGCGACCAGAUUUUAACUUGGAUUGUACGUGGUCUGAAACUGGUGAUAGAUAUAUGUUAAAAUUAUUCCGUGAUUAUCUAUUCCAUUCCGUCACUGAAGAUGGUCGACCAUGGCUGGAUCACGCACAUAUUAUACAAUGUUUAAAUAAAUUGGAUGCCGGUUCUCUAGAAAGAGUGCAACUGAUGUCUCGAGAUGAGCAGUCUGUUCUGAUCGUUACGUAUGCUGAACUCAAAAAUUGUCUUGAGAAUGCAUUUUCAGAGUUAUUAGCAAAUGCAGCUACGUAAAAGUAUCUGUAUUUUGAUUGGAAAAUUAAAUACUGCAUCCACCUAAGACAUUUAAAAAUUAUAUGGAUAUUGGGCGAAAAUUGUUUUGCUCAGUUUACUUUAUUGCUCCCAUCUCUCAUAAAAAAUAAAAUAAAAUAAAAUAAAAUAAAGAAAAUCACAAACAAUACACAUCUUCUAAAAACCUAGAAAA